AUGUUUAUUUCUCUCAAUGUUCUGGCGGCGCCCGCUGUAUUUAUCGCGGCAGCCGUUGCCACAGUGCCAACACAUGUCCCUGCCACUGGUGACACACAGAGCGAUGAUACGACUGUCUUCUUCGAGAAUGACGGCAACUGGACGUCUCAUGGGACUAAGCCUAGCGCACUAUUUGUCAAUACGCCCUCGAGUUACGCCGGUGCCAAUGCAGUGUGCGCGGAACAGAAUGAGACAUUGCUGAGCUGCGAGGAAUACGUCAAUUUCGAGAAUUUAUUCAGCUAUCAGCAAUACCUCGGCAGGAUCACUACUGAUCAGCUAUUCUGGUCAUCAUGCUCUUCCUCAUCCCCUACUUCAUGGCGCGGUGUUGUUCAGAGCAGCACGAAUUCAAGCUCCGACCUCCCCUUUCUGUGCACCAACAGCGCCCCUCUUGUUGACAAAGUAGAUACGGAUUACUCUGGUUUUCCUCGUGUGAAUGUCACUUACAAUGAUACGACUUUCGAGGGUAUGAGGGACCACAUGGCAUUUCGCUUCGCUGGGAUUCGCUUUGCUCAGCCCCCCACGGGAGAUCUGCGAUUUCAACCGGCGCAGCCGUGGAACCAUACCAUUUCAUACGUAAACGCCACGAGUUACGGACCGGCCUGCUUGCAGUUUGGAUAUUUUGAGGGCAACUCGUAUGGUCUGAACCCCUGGGGAAAUAGUGAGGACUGCCUGUUUCUCAACGUCUGGACGCCACACAUCCCGUCAAGCGACUCCUUAAAUCCUGACAACGGAAAGCCCGUCAUGGUCUGGAUCUAUGGUGGUGGGGAUACACAAGGCUCUGCAGCCGACUCCACAUUUGAUGGGGCUAGUCUUGCAUCUCGCUCUGAUGUUGUGGUUGUCUCGUUUAAUUACCGCGUCAACAUAUUCGGCCUUCUGGCUCUCGAUGAUGGUGAGCUCAACGGCAACUACAUGAUGACCGAUAAGAUCCAAGCAUUGCGCUGGGUUAGGCAAAAUAUCGCUGGAUUUGGAGGUAACCCGAAAAACGUGACAAUCUUCGGUCAAUCUGCCGGCGGAUCAUCAGUCAAUGAUCUGAUCACAUGUCCCGCAAUCAUGGGCGAAGACCUCUUUCAAAAUGGCAUCGUCCAGUCCGGAAAGUCGAAUGUCGCUACUGCUGAAGUCGCCGCAGCCUACGCCUUACCCUACAUUGAGGAAUUCUGCAACGGCACAGCGACGCAGCGGGCCUCCUGUUUGCGGUCUUUACCUGCAGAGACACUGCUUGACAUCACCAACAACAGCAUCAGUUGGUAUACUGUCAUUGACGGCCACUACUCGGCAGACUACACGCAAGCGCGAUAUGCACUCGGAGCACAGUACAUCAACUCGGUCAAUGUCCUUACGGGCAACAUGCUUGAGGAAUACCAAUCCCUUGCAACCACAACUCUCUGGCCCAGUAUGAGCAACUUCAGCGAGGCAUUAGAGAUCCUCAUCAGCGACGCCGCCAUCAACGAAGCCCAAGCAGAAGCGGCCCUCAACUCAGGUCUCUACACAAUCACCAACAACACGGUGUACAACGGCAGCACUACCUACACCUCGGUCUACAACGCCUCAGUCCACCUCGGCACUGAGGGCCAACUAUACUGCGACGGCACCCUACUCCAGUGGAUCGCCGCGGCCUCAUGGGCCUUCAAAUCCCACUGGUUCUACAUCCACAACCGAGGCUACGCACUCAGCUACUAUGACUUUUACGAUUUGUGUACCUUUCCCGUGGGAGAACCAGAUACUCCAUACUACCGGUGUCAUAGUAGCGAUCUGUACGAGGUGUUCGGCACAUACUAUAUUUUUGAUCAGCCCGUGCGCGUGCCUGAGGAUAUUUACUACACCAACGCGAUCCAGGAUAUGUGGGGUGCUUUUGCCCGGACUGGGAACCCGAAUGUCGAUCCGGCUUACCUGAAGGCGCGAUCGUAUGAUUCAACUAUUGACUUCUUCUUUGGGUUCGAGUGGCCGCAGUUUACGAUUACUAGUCCGAGGGUAGCGUCGUUGCAGUACCCGGGGCCGGAGGUGUCCUCGCUGCCGUAUCAGGAGCACUGUGAGGUGCUGUUGCCAUAUGUGACGAAUCCAAGUGCUCCUAGUGCGAGUGCACAAACUCAUAUUCAGGAAGGUGGUGGUGGUGGAGGUCAAGCCUCAGCCAAACUGCGGUGGUCGCGUGAGCGACUACACAACCGGUGUGAUUCUCCAACGAUGACAAUCAUCACUAUCCCCUGCUGUAUUAGGCGCCCCUGGCUUCACAGGCAGUCUCCCACUCCCUCAUCACUGCUGAGCACAUUCAACACCCAUUCCAUCCAAGACAUGGAUAUAUUCAAACGUGCCCAGACGAGCUUCCUGUCCUGGAAACACGGAACACCACUUUCAUCUGGGGCCUACGCCUCCCCAAACUUCCAGUCCUGGCAUACUUUUGACCCUGUCCAAAGUUGGAUUGCCACUCGGUCCGACAUCGAUACAAAUACACCAGCAGACCCAGCUGAGAGCAGCGAUACAUCAAGGCUUGUCCUUCUGACAUGGAAUAUUGAUGCAACGUCGCCUCAGACCGAGAAACGCGUCACAGAAAUUAUCACGUGUAUUAUCGGGUUAGAACCCCGAGUGAAUAUCAUUUUCCUCCAAGAAGUGUCAAAGCCAGCCCUCCAGCAAAUCUUGAAAGACAAGCGUGUUCGCGAACUCUGGCUUUCGAGCGAAUGUGAUGACACAUCGUGGGGCGACCAAUCGUUUGCGGUGAUGACCUUACUGUCUAAGGCACGCUUCACGACAAACACCGCCAUAGGACCAAUUUGGAGGGUGAAGUUCCCUAGUCACUUUGCUAGGGAUGCUCUCUGCUGUGAUAUCUUCGUUCCUUCGCCUAUGGAACCUGAACCAACACGGAUACGUCUAGUAAAUGUUCACCUAGACUCUUUGCCAAUCAAGCCUUCCCACCGACCCAAGCAGGUAUCUAUUGCUACAUCCCUCCUUCGCAGCGCAGGUCAAGGUCUAGUCGCAGGUGACUUCAAUCCGGUCCUCGAUGAGGACAACGGCCUUCUAGAAAAGAAUGGCUUGGUGGAUGCUUGGGCAACUCUUAGGCCCGAGGAACCUGGCUUCACUUGGGGCCUCGAUGGCAAGCAACCAUUCCCUCCAAAUCGGCUUGAUAAAAUAGGCAUCCUGGGGCUGCGAUCGUAUGAUAUUAAGACAUUAGAGCCGAAGCCAAUAAGCGGAUCUUCCGACGAUGAACCCUUAUGGAGUGAUCAUCAUGCUUUGAUCUAUGCUUUUGGCUUGGUCAAUGAAUGAUCAUCAAUACCGUGAUCGGCGCCAUGUACGCCUCAAUACCCCUAUCUACGAACUUACUUGGACAGGUGACGCACUCGGUAACUUUUUGCGCCCGUUUGUCAUCGUCUACUCAGUAGAGAUGAUAGGAUUACCAGAGAUUUCGCCACUCUCGGAGAUGAAAGACCUUGAUGGUAGUG
This is a messenger RNA of Aspergillus welwitschiae, 3467 nucleotides long. RefSeq names its product alpha/beta-hydrolase. The transcript is spliced from 5 exons. NCBI's taxonomy places the organism in Eukaryota, Fungi, Ascomycota, Eurotiomycetes, Eurotiales, Aspergillaceae. The coding region runs from base 1 to 3291 and encodes 1096 amino acids. The record is from RefSeq and is a predicted model, not a curated record.